Molecule: messenger RNA, 483 nt
Organism: Colletotrichum paranaense
Lineage: Eukaryota; Fungi; Ascomycota; Sordariomycetes; Glomerellales; Glomerellaceae
Exons: 2
Coding region: 1-483 (160 amino acids)
Source: RefSeq, a predicted model, not a curated record
AUGCUCGCAGACUCCGUGAACAGGCUUCGGGGAGCCAACAGACAAAUAGGAGCACUGCACUGCGCAGACGAGCGGGCGUUUUCAAAGUCUGGCCGCCGGGAGGGCGGCGGUACAACCGGUGGGCACCGGCAGGCUGGCUCAUUGCCAGGCAAGAAGCAGGCCGCGAGCCAGGAUUUCCCAACUGAUUCCUUCAACCCACACACUCUCCUGCGCGAGCCCCCGGUUCAAUUAGGCUCCCCGGCACCAACAGGAGAUUCCGGGGCAGCACACGAGCUGUUGAAGGAGUCGUUCUGCGGUGUUGUUAUCGAGAAAGUGCCCGUAUAUCCGCAAGGUAGUGUACGGAUAUUCUGCUGCACCAGGAGAGACGUUGCGGGCAACAAGGCAGGCGAAGUGCAGAUUCUCUAUUGGAGUAUCAGCAUGAGCAUGAGCAUGCCCCCGACCUCUGCUCAUCACGAUUCACCCGGCGGUACCAUGUUCGUUUGA